Clunio marinus is the source of this 1454-nucleotide messenger RNA. The record is from the annotation of a GenBank genome assembly. Lineage: Eukaryota; Metazoa; Arthropoda; Insecta; Diptera; Chironomidae.
AGUUCUUUAUCAAUCGCUGCUGUAAUAGUUUCGAAGCAGAACAAGUGGAAACAUGAUGAAGGUUUUAGUUGUUGUUUGUGCUUUAUUCAGUUUAUCUUUGGGAUUUCCUGAUAAGCUCCCGCCUUAUCCAGCAAAAGGAUGGAAGCCGCAGGGUGCACGUCUCGAACUUCCCAAGCAAAAAUAUGGAACACCACGAGAAGAACGUAAAGACGCUGAUGGUGUUGAAAGUACAACAUUAAGCAAUGAUUAUCUUCCACCCACAACACCGACUCAGGAUGAAACUGAUAUGUUAAAAGUGCAAGGAUUGCCAUCAGCCGAUGCUUCAUCUCAAUUUCAACCAGAUCGGAAAUCAAACAUUCAAGCACGUCCAAUACUUGCAAGAAUUCAAACUCCAGUUUUUGUCGGUCAUCCAUUCUUGUUAUCUCCCAUGUUUGCACCACAAUUUGCUCCAUCAAGUGCGCAAUUGAAAGAAAUAAGUUUUGAAAGAGUUGAAGAACCCUCGGAUGAAAAUAAACCAAAGGACGAUGUUCAACAACUGCCUGUUCAAUCGGAAAAUGUUCAACCGCAUAGAGCUUAUGGCCCACCAGUAUCAACAAAUAACAUUCCACCAGAAAACAACAACAACAACGCACCUGAACCUUCCCAAGAAGAAGAUGAAGAGAAGAAACCUCAAGAACCCCAAGAUGAUGAUGACGAUGAUGACGAAGAAGAAGAUGAUGAAGAUGAAGAUGAAAAUGAUGAAAUUUUAGAUGACGGCGAUGAUGAAGAAGGAACCGUCAUUGCCAUAUCUAAUGCACAAGCCAAUGCAAACUAUGUUGAUGAAAAGCAACAAGGGCAAGUCGGUCAGUAUUACAUUUUGUUGCCGGACAACUCACUGCAAAAAGUGCGUUUCGCCACGCAACAAACGGAAGAAGACCGUCAAAUUAAUGGAUUUUCCGCACAAUUAAGAUAUUCGCCUGUUGAAGCCAUUAGAGAUCCUGUCUAUGGCUAUGAUGAACAAGGCAAGCUUGUAAGACUUUAUAAGUAAAAAAGACUACACGAAAUCCAUUAGAAAAUCACGCAUCAACUUCUAAUCUUACAGCUUCUUGAAAAUAAUAUAAAUUUGACCGCUGUUCGCAUAAUGUUCAAAUAAAAGAGAGGAAAUAAAAUGUAUCUGAGUUUCAAGGCCUUUCCAUUUCACAAUUAAACUUGUACAAAUUGACGUCAAUACAUUAUCAUCUGUUUAAUAGUUUUAAGAAUGCUCUUUUUUCGUCGCUUCAAACCCUUUACCUUACAAAAACACUUACAUGUUCUUUCAUGAUGACCUCGAUAAUCGGAUACACCUUGAGCCAUCAGCUUAUCAAAAUUCCACUGUAUACGAGAUAAUGAGGAGUACUUUCGCAGUGUCGUUUCAAAUUUGUAAAAAAAUAAGUUUUUUCAGAGUUUUCUAAAAUUGAAUAAAUUUUUAUCGACUU